AUGCCCGGGUUGACAGAAGAGGCGAAGGUGCCGUCCUUUGCUUCGGACGUGGUGUUGUCUCUCUCUUUCCCGGGCUGCUGCAGCAGCAGCAGCAGCAGCAGCAACUGCAGCAGCAGCAGCAGCAGCAGUGGUUACCCUUCUGUAUCUAUGUUUUCUCUGCUGCUGUUUGGGGCUGAAGGCCGUCUGGUUGCUCGCAGCAGCAGGCCGUUGCUGCACGCAUGCAGCAGCAGCUGUUCUGUAUGUUCUUCAAAAGACAACUUCUCCAGCGUCAAAUCCUCGCUGUCUGUACACCCCACAGCAGCAGCAGCAGCAGCAGCAGCAGCAGCAGCAGCAGCAACACCAUCAGCAGCAGCAGCGGUAGUAGCAGCAGUAGCAGCAGUAGCAGCAGCACGACCAGCAGCAGCAGCAGCACAAACAGCAGCAGCACAACGAGCAAGAGCAGCAGCAGCAACAGCAGCAACAGCACCACGACCAGCAGCAGCAGCACAACAAACACCAGCAGCAGCAGCAGCAGCAGCAACAGCAGCAACAGCAGCACAACCAGCAGCAGCAGCACAACUAACACCACCAGCAGCAACAGCAGCACAACCAGCAGCAGCACCACAACUAACAGCAGCAGCAGCACAAACAGCAGCAGCACAACGAGCAAGAGCAGCAGCAGCAACAGCAGCAACAGCAGCACGACCAGCAGCAGCAGCACAACAAACACCAGCAGCAGCAGCAGCAGCAGCAACAGCAACAGCCGCACAACCAGCAGCAGCAGCACAACUAACACCACCAGCAGCAACAGCAGCACAACCAGCAGCAGCAGCACAACUAACACCAAAACCAACAGCAGCAGCAGCAGCAGCAGCAGCAGCAGCAGCAGCAGCAGCAGCAGGCUGA
Eimeria mitis is the source of this 885-nucleotide messenger RNA. RefSeq lists its product as uncharacterized. The transcript is spliced from 3 exons. The coding region runs from base 1 to 885 and encodes 294 amino acids. The record is from RefSeq and is a predicted model, not a curated record. Gene Ontology annotation, molecular function: ice binding. Lineage: Eukaryota; Apicomplexa; Conoidasida; Eucoccidiorida; Eimeriidae.